AAUACAUUUUAUAUUGCUGAAAAAUUUUGUUUAAACUUUAAUUUUAUACCUAUUCAUCCUACAAAACUAUUGUCCAAUAAAAAACUGGUAUUAUUGUGUCAAAUUUAAAAAUUUGACUCUUCAAAAAUGUUUUGCCUCAUUAAAUAUAUUGGUAAGUUUAUAUUUUUGCCUUCGAAUUGUUCCAUAGAAAAAAAUUUAGAUUAUGAAGACUUUCAAAAAGAAGACAUUGAAGAAGAACAAACUGAAGCUGCUCCAGCACCUGCAAGCGAAAACAAGUUUCUUCUAAUCAAUCCAGACUGUCCUAUAGGAAUUCUAAGGGAUUAUAUAAGCAGCCAAUUACAAUUACAAGAUGAUCAAGCAGAAAAUUUUGAGUUGUGCACAGAAAAGGCGACACUUUUAGAUACAAGAAAUGCGCCUCCCACACAGCAAGGCAUCGAUAUUUUAAAAAACAACGAAACCUAUUAUAUUGUUUUUCUACCUGCGGGACUAGGAGAACGUCCGAAAUUAUUGACCCCUUUAUUGGGUCAUUUUACGAGCGAAUAUUUGGAAUUCAUGGCUCAACAAGUCAGAAAAAGUUCAAGCACUAGACUGAAGAAAAAAUCAUCUUUGAAAGUAGCUUCAACUUCAAAUUAUGGUCUUGAUCCCCUUCCAGCAAAUUCAAAAAAAUCAAUCGGAUAAAUUAUUAGUUGUAAAUGUUUGGCUUCUGAAUUUAGAAUAAAGUUUUAGUAGAAUUUACGAAAAAA
Messenger RNA from Ceutorhynchus assimilis (cabbage seed weevil), 743 nucleotides. The record is from the annotation of a GenBank genome assembly. NCBI's taxonomy places the organism in Eukaryota, Metazoa, Arthropoda, Insecta, Coleoptera, Curculionidae.